UAAAGUCGAACUGACAUGGUUGCGGGCCGAAGCCUGGACACAAGAUAGGAGUUCGAAUGGGGUAGUUUUUGUUCAGGAAAUAUCUGACACUCCUUGUCACCACCACGCCAGGCGUCAUUUGAUGAUUGUCUAUCGUCACAAAAAGGGGUCGAGCAAAUUCUUGGUUUUAUUUUUUAUUGUCAAGUAUUUCUUGGGCCCCAAGUUCUAGCCUAUCCGAUGCUAUGUGCAAUAUGAACAAAACCAUCUAAAAUAGCUAUCUAUUAGUCAUAUUCUAGUACAAUCUCCGACUGUUAAGGUCCCUCAAAGUCAUCCCUCGUGCACUAGUCUUUUGCGACCUCAUAUUUAGCCUCACGGCAUGCAUUCCUUUCGCCACCACUAUCUACUCGGCCAGUAGAUAAAGUAGCAAUAAUAAAUAAUUACAAUAGUUUUAAGAAAACAGAUGAAAGACGUGUGUGUGCGACAAUGUGUGUUAAAAUACAUAUUACAGUGGUCAAGGAGAUCACAGAAUCAUGUAAUAUAUAGUAUGCUUAACAUAAUUGUACUUAAGUAAAUUAUUUCCUUACUCCAACCCACAUUGAUUACUCGGUCAGAGGUUACAGAUAAGUCCAAUAAAACGAACCACUGAACAAAAGAGUAUUUGCUAAAUUUACACCAUAAUGCGUUAGUGUUAAAAAUGUUUCAUAAAAUGAAGUGUUUUCUCCUUAUUACUUGUGUAUUCAUAUUUGGCAUCGAGUGUAAGAAGGUUAAUAGGAGAUCGACUGAAGAUAAAGAUGGUGGGAAGAGUAGCUUGGCAUUUAUUUUCGAUACGACUGGUUCAAUGUACAAUGACUUGAGACAGCUACGGGAGGGAGCUGAAAUGAUCCUGAAUACUGCUCUACAGGAGAGUGGUGUCAUCGCUGACUUUGUCUUUGUGCCGUUCCAUGACCCCUUGGUUGGCCCAGUAACAGUGACAAAGAAUAAAAGGGUGUUCCAAAGAGCGUUAAACAUGGUCCAUGUUCAGGGUGGAGGUGACUGUCCUGAGAAGUCUUUGACGGGAAUACAGCUAGCUCUGAAUGUCAGUAGACCAAGGUCAUUUCUUUACGUGUUUACGGACGCGACCGCUACCGACCAUCGCAUUGUUGGCAAAGUACUGGAUGCUAUACAACGAAAGCAGAGUCAGGUGGUGUUCAUACUAACCGGUCACUGCAACGAUUUGAAGCGACCCUCGUACAAAGUGUACCAGCAAGUCGCUGCAGCCAGUUCUGGCCAAAUAUUCAACUUGAAUAAGACCAAUGUGCAUAUGAUGCUGGAUUUCGUAAAGAAUUCUAUAAAAGGUCGCACUGUGAAUUUAGCUUCUGUAUCAAACCCUCCGGGAUAUAAUUAUACUCAAGAGAUUCCAGUGGACAGCACUUUGGGAGAGGUCACGGUGUCUGUGUCGGGAGCGAAGCCGAAGAUCUCUGUAAUAGACCCUAAUGGCGAAAAACUGACUGGACCCCCUAAACUGAUCACCACACUUGACCUUUCCGAGAUUAUGAUAGUGAAAGUGAUGCAGCCGGAGCCUGGGAACUGGACGGUGACAGUGGGCAGUGAGAAGGAGCACUCAGUCAAAGUGGUCGGACUGUCCAAUGUGACCUUCAACCACGGGUUCUCAGUGGAACAGCCUAAGUCUAUGAAGGAAACCAGUUAUAGACCCUUGAAAGGCACAUACAACCACAUGCUGAUCUCGUUGUCACCACCAAAUGUGACGGCUAGCAUACAGUACGCGCAGAUAUUGACUCUAGACGGACGCUCGCUCUUUGAACUACCCCUUAAACAAAUCGACAACAACUUGUACAGUGCAGACCCAUUCAUUCCACCUGACGACUUCUUCUAUAUCGCUAUCAAUGGCCAAGACAAGUACAAGCAGGACUUGCGAAGGAUAGGUGCAACUGCGAUACAAGCACAGUUACCGGAUGUCCCCUACCUAACAGCAUCUAGAAAGGUUGAAGCGCAUUCCCACUCGCGAGUAGUGUUAUCGUGUUCUGUGGAGAGUUUGGUGCCGGUUACUGCUAUGUGGACUAAGGACGGAACGAAAAUGUAUAAACAGAUCACCAGCUUCUCACUGGCUGGCAUUGGCGCUCGCAUUGGCGUUGCUACUUGCGCUGCGCCGCCGCCGGAGUUGGAAGCAAACGUUCGUUAUGUCUGGCAGAAGGCGCGUUGGGCUGCCCAAGAUAUCUCCGUGACCGCGCACGCUGCUCAUGAGGAAGAACCCCUCUUGGGUACGAAACUAGUAGAGCUUUUCUCAGUAUAUUCACGUGAACAAACAACGUCGAUAGACUUCGUGAUAGAGAAUAUGAAAGAAGAAGAUGUCGGUACAUAUAGAUGUAUCGCUCACAAUAUGGCUGGGGUCAGCAGGACUAGCACCGUACUCGACCUUAUUGUUGAGCCACCUCAAAUAACUAUGGAACCGGAAAAUACUACGGAAUUAGAAGUAGGUGACACUUUAACAAUAUCCUGCACGGUGUACAGCGAAGCACUCUUGUUAGAAAACCGACUGAUCUUCAAUGGGAGUCAAACAAAUUAUAGUAUGUAUGCCUAUACUGCUACCGAAAUAGACAAGGAGCCUAAAUUAGAAGGAGUGUACCCGUAUAAGAAAACUAUUAAAAUAGAUUCUGAUACUGUUGGCUUGUACACGUGUAUCGCUGCUAACAGAGGUGGCAAAACAAACCAAACAACGCUUAUAAAACUGAAAGCAGAUCCAACUGCACAAAUAUUAGGCCCUCACACACUGUCAAAGAAGAUUAACUCUAGCAUGCAGCUCGUAUGUACUGUGGAUAACGCGGGCACUGUCGUAUGGACCGCGCCUAAUGGGACUGUGGUCAGGUCCAGAGAUGUUACAGGACCUACUAAUGACAUGCUAGAAGUAAAGAAUGUUACUAAUGAUGGUGAAUGGACAUGCUCGGCGGUUAGAGGAUCUCGUAGAGGUAUGGAUAAAGUGAGUGUAAAUGUCCUAAUAAAGCCAGUAGUCAGUAUAAUAGGUUCAAAGAACAUAACGAUACUGAACGCUACUGUCGUCGAAGUGACUUGUGAAGUGGUCGCUAAGCCAUCGCCGCGGAUAUUGUGGCACAGAGAGACUGAGACUUUUCUCAAUAAUACUAUUAAACAAAUACAACCGAAUGUAUACCGAAGUGUAUUGAAAUUGAAUUCAAGUGCGGACUCUGUGGCCGCCACUUACUUCUGCUUUGGAGAAAACUCUGAAGGCAUACAUCAAGACAGUCUGACCGUCCAUGUUCGGAGAAAGAUGAAGUUACUUCAUGGAUUCGAAGAUCAAUCAGUGCAGCUCUAUUAUCAAGUUGAACUGCAGUGUGUUAUCGAUUCUUAUCCUUUGCCCAACACUAUUUGGUACCAUAAUGGUACUGAACUAGUCACUAACAGUAACGUACAUGUUUCCGAGGACAACUCUACAGUGUAUUUAAAAAGAAUCGAGUUUAAUGACCUUGGUGGCUACACCUGUAUAGCCGAUAAUGGCUAUGAAAAUAUAAUAGUGACUGGAACAAUUGGUGUCACUGGUUUAGCGGCUCCCGUUAUAUCUAAAGAGUUGACAAAAAUAACUGCCCGCUCCGGCAACUCUACUAAAAUCACAUGUAGAGUUCUCAAAGGCAGCCCAGAGCCUACAAUAUCUUGGGAAUUUAAAAAGCAAUCGUCGGAAGAAUUUGCUACUUUACCUGAUGGCGUGGUCAAUAAUGAGAAGGAACUUAUUUUAAGUAAUACAGCGGAAGAACAAAGUGGUGUGUAUCGGUGUACCGCAGUUAAUGUGAUCGGGAAAGACGUUUAUGAUGUCAUCCUAGUAGUACAAUAUCCACCUCGCAUUGAUAGUACUUUAGAAGGCGUUAAUAAGCCUCGAGAGGUAAAGCUGGGGAAUGAAGUGAAAUUCUCCUGCAAAACGGAGGGAUCCCCUCCCCCUAUACUAGUGUGGACUAAGGACACACGUCCUCUGGUGUACUCUGACAACAUACUACUUUCAGAUACAAAUGAACUCUCAAUAAAGAGUGUGUCAGCGUAUGAUUCAGGCACUUACACUUGCACUGCGACUAGUACGGUGGGCUCUACACAUAAGGACUUCACACUGAUCGUAUACGACCCGCCCAAAGUAACAUCUGCCCCUGAAACUUUACUAGAAGUACUAGAAGGGCAACGAGUUGAGUUACCCUGUAGUGCACAAGGAGUCCCAUUACCAAUAGUGGAGUGGACACAAAAUGGUGCACCAUUAUCUGAUCACAGGAAAUAUGUUGACGAGUAUGGAUUGAGUGCUAACGACAUUGGCAAUUUAUAUAUAACUCAAGUGAAACAUAACCAUGAAGGUUUAUAUGUGUGCGUAGCUGAAAACAAUGGCGGUAUUGCUGAAAAAAGUACUUACCUCAAAGUUAAUGAACCACCGAAAAUUUUAGAGGACAAUUACACUGGACCGUAUUUAGCUACAACAAUGGAUACGGCACUCACAAUCGCUUGCCGAGCUACUGGGAAACCUAAACCUUAUGUCGUGUGGUCUAAAGACGAAUUUUAUUUGAAUAACGGUGUCCAUGAGCGCCGCCGAUUGCUUACCAUCAGGUUAUCUAUAUGCGUGUUUAUCAACUUAUCCAAUAUAAAAAAAAAACUUUACAAUAAUCAAUCAAUGACUGUUUUAGAUCCUCGAUACACCAUAGAUUUAGACGGUACAUUGACGAUCAAGUCUCCCUCAGAAGAUAUGAGCGGCAACUACACUUGUACUGUGAAGAAUUCCAUCGGAGUGGUGAAUAAGACGGUACCUGUUGAAAUAUAUUCAAUUCCGGUUCACUCACAAUCAGAAGAGAGCUUGUCUUCAUUGACGCUGGUAGAAGGAACUAACGCUACGGUCGAGUGUCCCGUCACAGGCUCGCACUCACUCAAAUGGUAUAAGAAUGCGAACGUGAUAUCAUCAGGAACUCUUCUUCUAACAAACGUGUCUCGCCACAACACAUCUACAUAUACUUGUGUAGCAAGAAAUGUAGUUGGUUCUGCUUAUGCUAAAGUACAAAUCGUGGUUGAAUGGCCUCCAGCUUUUGUAGACCAUACUUCGACCAGUGUGGAAGUGUUAAGAGGAGACGACUGGUACUUCGACUGCGCUGCCGAUGCAAAACCUAGGGCUAAGACUAAAUGGAUGUUCAAGUCCAAACCUCUAGUGUUUGAAGAUAAGCCCCGUUUGAAAAUGAUCAAUAUACAGCCUCAUAACGCGGGCGAAUACAAAUGUAUAGUCAGCAAUGUACAUGGGACGGCCAUCAAACUGUUCUCUUUGAACGUCUUGAUUCCUCCAUUUAUAUCGGAAUUUGAUAUGUUGGACGUACAGCUGAAGGAAGGCGUUAAUGCGACAUUACAGUGUAAUGCUAGAGGAACGCCACAGCCUACACUUACAUGGACAUACAAUAACACAAACUGGCAUGAACAGAACUCUCAGUUGUCUAGUACAAAUAUAACGAGGCAGUCAGAAGGUAUAUAUCGCUGUGACGCAGUGAACAAGGCUGGAGCCACGCACAUAGUGUACAGGGUGACUAUAGUCGCCCGGUCGGAGAUCCAAGAUAUUGUAGCGUUCACCAACGGGGAAGGUGUCAAUGUUGAAGGAAGCGUGGAAGUUGUGCAAGGAUCACGUUUACGUGUAACCUGCAAAGCUGCAGGGAAUCCGAUCCCAGAUAUACAAUGGAUACAUCAAGGGCGCGUAGUCAGUGAGAAUUCAUACGACAUCGACUAUGCAGAUUUGAUACUUAAUGACGUGCAAUUGGCUCAAAAUGGUCUCUAUACUUGCGUGGCCAGUAACGAAGGAGGUACUCACGAGAAGAAGAUCAAAAUUGAUGUACUUGAGCCACCAAAAAUAUUCCAAGAAUUAUUCCAAAAUGCAAACGUAACAUCGAAUGAAGUUCACCUAGAAGUUAUAUCGGGCCAAUCGUUCUACCUCCACUGCCAUCCUUAUGGAAACCCACAGCCAGAAAUCUACUGGUUCAAAGACGAUUUACCAUUAAAGUUUUUUGAUGAUGCCAUGGUUUCUACGGACUUCGGAGAAGUGAUUGUAGCAAAGAAAGCGGUACAGGAACAAUCGGGAAAUUACACUUGUGUCGCUAGAAAUAAGGUCGGAAAUACAAGCGUGGUUUAUUUGGUCGAUGUUUUGGUCCCUCCGCCGUCACCGAAAGAAUCUACCAAAAAGAUGACGAUUGGCUUUGGAAAGCCACUGGUGUUAACUUGUCCAGCAGUGGGCAGCCCUUUGCCCAGCGUCAUGUGGGUGAAGCACCCCUAUUCAGAAAUAAGUGGGAAUGAUCGAGUACACCUUACUGAUGAUAAUUUUACUAUGGUCAUAAACAAAACAGAAGUGACGGACGGUGGUAAGUACUCCUGUAUUAUGACAAACAAAGUCGGUACUACAGAGGUUAUAUAUGACGUCACGAUACACAAACCACCGUCCAUUGCUGGUAAUGCUGGCAAUAAUCUUGUGGAAGGACACGUAGUCGCUUUGAAAAGAAGCAUUGUAUUAAAAUGUGAAGCUGACGGACAUCCAAUGCCGAAGAUUACAUGGUUGAAGGACACGCAAAUACUAAGUGAGAGUUUAGCAAACAUACAACGUGUUUUGGGCAACAGUUUGUUGGCUAUAUGGAGCGCUAAUGUCAGAGACGCGGGACAAUACAUUUGUGUAGUGGAAAAUGAAGCUGGUACUGCUCAUCGAAGGUACAAUGUUGCAAUACAAGACAGUUCUUCAAAAUCAGAGAAAAUAAUCCUUGAUCAAACAGCGUGUAGAGGCCCGACAGUCGAUAAAAGGAGAUGUCAUAUGCCUCCUUGCGAUGUGGACGAAUCAAAGCCCCGCUGGUCGAUGUGGUCCCAGUGGUCGGAGUGUUCAGCAACAUGUGGAGUAGGGACUCAGGCGCGGACCCGACGGUGCAAGACUAAAGCCAAGUGCGAGGGAGAUAAUGUACAGAUAAAGAAGUGUCCGGACUUACCGCUGUGUAGUCCUGCAUUAAACCAAAAUAAUGUUAACGAAGUUAUUGAUAACAAUACCAACAAUGAGGACAACAGCGACCCUGAUUCUUACCUUCCAGAUCUUACCUAUGAAAUACAGCCAGAAACUAUCAACUCAUAUUCCUCUCCGGACGUCGAAGAAUUUUAUAGCACAUCAGGGUCACAAGCUACUACAGUUUUCUUCGAUGUUAGCGUGACGGAGAAUUUGGAUCACAGUGAUAGAGGCCCAUGUGAUCCUGGAUAUAGGCACAAUGCUUCAUAUAAUACUUGUGAAGAUAUAGACGAGUGUCUGUUCGAGACCAACCAGUGUCACUCGACGCAGGUGUGUGUCAACACGGACGGGGCGUACCGGUGCUCCUGUACUCCGGGGUACCUCGCCCUGGCGGCCGGACAGAGGUGUCUAGACAUAAACGAGUGCGAGUUGGAGACGGACGGGUGUUCGCAUUCAUGCGUGAAUACAGCGGGCGGGUACGCGUGCGCGUGUCCACGACAUUUGCGCCUGCAUAUAGACAAACAUCAUUGUGUUACACCCGCGUUGUACCGAAGACCGCUCAGCGAGUUAGAGUCUGAAUACCUGAGCACCACAAUAGACUUUCCAACGAAAUACACUAAAACUAUAAGAAAUACUAAAUCUUGACAACUUCUGUAUGGUUUUCCUAGAAAAUAAUUAAAGAUGAAAUUAAAUAUAAUUAU
Spodoptera littoralis (African cotton leafworm) is the source of this 7665-nucleotide messenger RNA. The record is from the annotation of a GenBank genome assembly. Lineage: Eukaryota; Metazoa; Arthropoda; Insecta; Lepidoptera; Noctuidae.